UUAUUUCUCGCUUUAACUCGAUUAAAAGUUGUCAUCAGUAGCAUGUAACAAAUUACGAGAAUAUAUGUGAGAUUGUGAACGCCAGAUCCCAUUUUUAAAAAAGCUUAUUAAAGUCUAUGUUUCGUUUACGUUUCACUAUAUAGCUAUUUUUCAUUUGAUUGUUUUGUCACACUAAACAUGCGAAAACGACUUAACGCAAAUGUAAAUAUUCUACAACGGAAGUUUGGUUACACCACUUCCGCCAUGUGAUCAACACAAACUCGCGCCACAAUUUUGGAAGCAAGGCUGCGGUGCUCUGGUUCUCCGUGACUUUUACCCAAAAAUGACCUCCAACCCAGGAAUUGAAGAUUCUUCCUUGGAUGAAGAAGAGCUCAAGGAGGCGUUGUGUGUCCUGGCUGGAAGCGACCCGGACAACUGCUCCUAUUCGCGGGGCUACGUGAAGAGGCAGGCGGUGUUCGCCUGCAGCACUUGUUCCUCCUCUGCCUCCGAACCUGCCGGGAUCUGUCUGGCCUGCGCCAACUGCUGCCACGAUGGACACGACAUCCUCGAGCUCUACACCAAACGGAAUUUCCGCUGCGACUGUGGAAACAGCAAAUUUGGGGAGUUUCGGUGCAAACUCACUCCGGAGAAAGAUGAGAAGAACUUGAAAAACCUUUACAACCAUAACUACAGAGGCACCUACUGCACAUGUGCACGGCUGUACCCGGACGAGGAAGACCAGGUGAACGACGAGAUGAUCCAGUGUGUCAUCUGUGAGGACUGGUUCCACUCACAGCAUCUGGGUGGCACCGCUCAAGACACGGCGGAGCUCCAGGAAAUGGUGUGUCAGUCAUGCAUGAACGCGGCGCCGUUCCUUUGGACCUAUGCCGCCCACUACGGCAUCCCGUCUGUCGCUCAGUCAGAACCAGAGCACGAGGUCGUCGACGUUGAAGGACACGACGAAGGUUGUGAGAAGACUCCAGCAGAAGAACUGUCAGCUGAGAGCCUUGAGGCGUCACUGAAGAAGAUUCCAUCAGACAAAUGGACUCACAAAGAGGCCACAGCUGGGUCUGGCUGCCGCCUGGCGGACCUGCAGAAGCUGGGUCCAGAGGGGCCGAGACAUGGUGCCGUGUUCUGGCCCGACACGUGGCGCUCCAAGCUCUGCACCUGCACCAGCUGCAAGCGGGUCUACGUGGACUUGAAGGUUUCCUUCCUGUUGGACCCGUCUGACUCCAUGGUGGCGUACGAGACCCGAGGUCUGAUGGAGCCGUUUGGCAAACACCCGCUCCUGGCUCUGACAGAGUCCUUGGGCCGAGCUCAGCAGCUGGAGAUCAUCUACGGGUACAAUGAGAUGACCACAGCUGUGACGGAGUUAGUGCAGCAGUGCGCCACCGAGGGAAAGGAAGUGACUGCGGAGGAUGUUCGACAGUGUUUUGAGAAGCUGCAAGACAGAAAGAGGAGGAGGCUUGUUUAACCGCUGCUAAAGCGCCACCUACUGCCGACGUUAUGAAUGUUCUCAAUUGAAUUGCUUUUUCGCGUCUAACUAAAGGCUUUAAACCGAAGAAUAAAGUGUUCAGGUUAACUGCGUUGGCCUCAGUUCUUCAACGUGUUUUUGAAUCGAUUUAAUGAUGGGGAUUAUGUGCACGCUGGUAAUGCUAGCGUGCACA
This is a messenger RNA of Synchiropus splendidus (mandarinfish), 1646 nucleotides long. Its product is annotated as putative E3 ubiquitin-protein ligase UBR7. The coding region runs from base 323 to 1453 and encodes 376 amino acids. NCBI's taxonomy places the organism in Eukaryota, Metazoa, Chordata, Actinopteri, Syngnathiformes, Callionymidae. Gene Ontology annotation, cellular component: cytoplasm. Gene Ontology annotation, molecular function: zinc ion binding; ubiquitin protein ligase activity. The transcript is spliced from 11 exons. The record is from RefSeq and is a predicted model, not a curated record.